ACGAAUCCAUAUUUUUAGGUAUACAUAUACUUUCCUGAUUCUAGGGUUUCAUUCUCUUGCAGAAGCUUCAACGAACACAAGCGCCACUUGUACCCGUCGGCCGCAAGGAAGUGAAGGAUGGAGUCUCAAAUCAAGCAUGCAGUUGUCGUUAAAGUGAUGGGGAGGACUGGUUCAAGAGGUCAGGUGACACAAGUGAGAGUGAAGUUUUUGGAUGACCAGAACCGGUUUAUCAUGAGGAAUGUCAAGGGACCAGUCAGAGAGGGUGAUGUUCUUACCUUGCUCGAGUCUGAGAGGGAAGCUAGGAGGUUGCGUUGAUUGUGUAAACCUUUCGCUUUUACUCAUUUUGCUUUUAAGACUUGCUGAUGUUUAUCAUCAUUGCAUUUUGAUCCUAGUAGCAGGUUUGGGUUUACUUAAAUCUGUAUUUGUUUUCUUUUGAAUGGAUUGAAUUUGGAGUAUGUUUGAUGGGUGGGUGAUUUAUGUUUGAAUUCGAAUUUAGAACAUUAGCAUAUCAUCUGUUUUUAAAUA
This is a messenger RNA of Helianthus annuus (common sunflower), 525 nucleotides long. RefSeq names its product 40S ribosomal protein S28-2. Gene Ontology annotation, molecular function: structural constituent of ribosome. Gene Ontology annotation, biological process: translation; ribosomal small subunit assembly; maturation of SSU-rRNA. The record is from RefSeq and is a predicted model, not a curated record. The coding region runs from base 118 to 315 and encodes 65 amino acids. NCBI's taxonomy places the organism in Eukaryota, Viridiplantae, Streptophyta, Magnoliopsida, Asterales, Asteraceae. The transcript is spliced from 2 exons. Gene Ontology annotation, cellular component: ribosome; cytosolic small ribosomal subunit.